Messenger RNA from Anarrhichthys ocellatus (wolf-eel), 1382 nucleotides. RefSeq names its product doublesex- and mab-3-related transcription factor B1-like. Gene Ontology annotation, molecular function: RNA polymerase II cis-regulatory region sequence-specific DNA binding; DNA-binding transcription factor activity, RNA polymerase II-specific. Gene Ontology annotation, cellular component: nucleus. Gene Ontology annotation, biological process: sex differentiation; regulation of transcription by RNA polymerase II. The record is from RefSeq and is a predicted model, not a curated record. Lineage: Eukaryota; Metazoa; Chordata; Actinopteri; Perciformes; Anarhichadidae. The transcript is spliced from 3 exons. The coding region runs from base 474 to 1271 and encodes 265 amino acids.
AUGUCGAGGGAAAAAAAGUCUUGAUUACAUCAGUGCCUUUCACAACUUUUAGGACAUUGGGAUUUUAAUAAGGGUAAUUUGAGUGUUUGCACUGUAGUAUUUAAUUAUCCUCUCCUCUACAGACGUCUAUUUAUACAUUAAUGGUCACACAUUCAUCGGCGUUUUUAUUUCAAAAUGGCUGCAGAACGCGACCACAGCGUCUCUUCGCUUCUAUACUCUUUGACAAACCUGUCUGUCACGGACACUACGUUGGCAGAUGUGAAAAGACACCUGUAUCCAUGGAUCAGACCGACCAAUCAGCGCUUGAGUGGUCUCUCAAUGGUCGCUGGCCGAGGGCCAUUUUCAUUUUCCCACGCAUGGAAAUGAUACAUUUAAUACAAAGUUCAUACUGGGUCAUAAACAUGGACUGUAUAAAAGCCCCCAUACGUGUGAGGAGGGGUUCAAACGUAGAAUAAAGCGCAUUGUACUACAACAUGUCCUUAUCCAAAGAACAACUGUCGGUAGCCGCCGCCGAGCAAUCACGAAAGCCCAAAUGCACCCGGUGCCGACACCAUGGGAUCAUCGUCCCGCAGAAGGGCCACGUUAAGUGCUGUCCUUUUCUCAAAUGUGACUGCUGGAAGUGCUAUAUCAUCACACAACGGACUCACAUCACGGCCCUCCAGCGAAGUCUGAAGAAAGUCUCAAAGAACCCCCAAAAUAAAGAGCAACGACUCGGCGUCCACACCGCCGUCAGCGCGGGGAAACCAGCGGCUGAGGAGACUUGUAGCCCCUUGGCCCCGGAUGAAGAGGGUCUGUCGGCCGCAUUGGGCACGGAGCGGGCCGCCGCAAACCGGAGUAAACCUGCCGCGGGGGGGCAGACGUCGGCCGGUUUGGACAGCGGAGAGGUGGUGCCCUUCACUUCCAGUGAGGAAGAGCCUCGCACACAUGCCCCUUACUUUGGUGGAUUUGGCCCGGUUGCACCUCUGCCUGUUCUUCACGUCCCGUGGAUGUCGGGUUACCCCAGCGGCUACGGGCCGCGUCCAAACCUCCUGCUCCACAGGCCGUGGUGGCCCCCCGUGCCCACUGGGCUUUACAACAAUGGCCUCCGCGGGGCCCUGAUGUUCCCCCACUUCCAGCCGGCUGCUCCGCAUUACCCGCCUCCACAGGGGCCUGGACCUGCUGCUGAGGAUUGCAGACCGGUCUUCCUCACCCUCCGACCCCUCGCGCUCCCAGAGCCAGGAGGAGCCGAUGUCCUGGCAGCACCCACCGUCUCCUCCGUCCAAACCCACUGAGCCAGAUGUGGAGGAGCUGGAUUAAAGCACAGUGAGCAGGUUCAUAAGGGGGGCUACAUUAUAAGAACUGAGCCAUUUCCUCCAGGUUUUGUUUUUUGCAGUUUAUCGGCA